Molecule: messenger RNA, 1512 nt
Organism: Prorocentrum cordatum
Lineage: Eukaryota; Dinophyceae; Prorocentrales; Prorocentraceae
Source: the annotation of a GenBank genome assembly
AUGGCGGCUGCGCUUCCGCCUGCUACGGGCGGUGGGUCGAGCGGUGGCGCCCCGACAGCAGCUGCGCAGCAACCUCGGCAGAUUGACCAGUCGGCCUUGGCUGCAGCUGACAGGAACGCCCCGCAGGAUCUCUUGAAGGCCUUCUUCAGCCAAGAUCAGGACGUCGUCGACGUCCUUGGCGUGGAGAGCGGCCUCCUCAGGCUCACGAAGGUGUUCGAACUCUACGAGCUCAAGCCAUCGCCCACCCACGUGAGCUUCUUCGAUGAGAAAGGGAACAGGCAGAUCUUCCGCGACGCUUGCAACCAGCGCAAGCAGGAGUCGGUCAAGGAGGAGUUGAUGUCCAGCAUCGCGGAUCGCGGCCUCGUUCCUGGAGUUGCCGGGGAGCCCUGGCUUUGCUGUUCGGAUGGCGAGGUGCCGCCGUGCCACGCUCUCACCUUUGGGGGGAGGUCAGACGCCAUCUACGAGCUGGCAGAGAAGCAGCCCACCAACCCGCAAGUGAUGGAGACCAUCAAAGGCGGCAUCAUGGCAAGGAGGUUCACAUCGAAGAUGCCCAAAUGGUUGCGGGUGUGGCUCCGCGAUUACCACAACAACUCAGUCUUCCAGCGCGGCAGCACCUACUCAUACAUUGAGCUCUUGAAAGAGAUCCCGGAGAUGGAGGCGAGCUGGCAUGCCGCGAAGGAGGGCCACGUCACCGCGCGCUCCGGCAACUACGAGCAGGCCUAUUGGAAGCACAUCAAGGAUCGCUACGGGGACAAGGUCACAUCGUGGGCGCAGUUUGACUCUGCAAAGUGCCUGUAUCGCAAGCUGCUCAAGCUCGAGGUCCUCCAUGAUCAUUUCGAGUGGGCGGAGCAGCACGUUGAGUUCAUGAACUCUCGCAUCUCGCAGCACAUCGUCAUCAGCAAUAUGCACGCCAUCGCGAAUUUCAUCGUUGCCAAGUUCGACGGGUACAUGUCUCCACUGAACUUGAGGGUCCUCGUGGGUGAAAGCAUCAAGUUUGUUGUCCCGUGCCGCCCUUCCAGUCAGCAGCGCAGAAUUCCUUGGCUAUUUGACGCAGGCGGCGCUUCAGUGACAGAGAGGUUGCAGUAUCUGUGCUUCCCCUUGGACAAGGACUCCCAGGUGCGCAAGAAGUCCGUGGCCAAGACGAAGGCUAAGGCCAAGGCCAAGCCAAAGGGUGGCAAGGCCGCCAAGGCCAAGGCCAAGGCUUCCGCUCAGCAGGAUUCCGCCGCCUCCGCAGAUCUGCCCCCGGUGGAGUCCAUGUCCCUCGAGCUGAAGAGCGACCUCGACAUGUCAUCUGCCCGCGAGAGGCUCCGGGGCCCGAGCGGGGAGCUGAGGGGGCAGCAGACAGCGGGCAGGGGCAUUGGGCGAGCGUGGCGCCGAAACGCGACCCGACGCCAUGCUGCGACGCUGGCUUCGGGCGCCUUCGACGCUUGGCCCGCCCAAUGUCCUCGCCCCUUGUCGGCGCCUCCCACUCGCUCGUUCACGGCCCCGGGUUCUUCGGCGACGACUUGCUGA